Chara braunii is the source of this 1955-nucleotide messenger RNA. Lineage: Eukaryota; Viridiplantae; Streptophyta; Charophyceae; Charales; Characeae. The record is from the annotation of a GenBank genome assembly.
GGCAAGAGCUUGAAUACUUGGGUCAUUUUGUCUCUCCGGAAGGCAUUCGUCCGUUGGCGGACAAGAUUCAAGCCAUCCAGGAGUGGCCCGAGCCGAAGAAUGUGACGGACGUCCGAUCCUUCCUYGGCUUGGCCGGUUAUUAUCAGCGCUUCAUCAAGGGUUACUCGAAGAUCGCGGCCAACCUAAGCAAGUUACAAAGCGAGGAGCGGCCUUUUGACUUCGACGACAAUGCGCGCCAUUCUUUUGAGACACUCAAAGCGGCACUCUUGUCCGCCGAGGUGUUACAUAUUUACAACCCGCUUCUAGCUGCGCGCGUCACUACCGAUGCAUCGGUCUAUGGCAUUGGGGCCGUCCUUGAGCAGCACGAUGGCACGGACUGGCACCCGGUCGAGUACUUUAGCAAGAAAGUACCUCCCGUGUAUUCGAUCGACGACGCACGRAAGAAGRWGCUUCUUGCCUUCGUCCACGCCCUCAAGCGUUGGCGACAUUUCCUCCUUGGUCGGAAAGCAUUCCGAUGGGUAACGGAUAACRAUCCGUUGGUAUUCUACAAGUCGCAAAACACGAUUAACAGUACCAUUGCCCGUUGGAUGGCUUUCAUCGACCAGUUUGACUUUUUCCCCGAUCACAUUCCCGGGAAGUCAAACCGUUUUGCGGACGCCCUCUCAYGGCGACCGGAUCUUUGCACCGCAGUCUACUCUAUCUUCGAGAUCGACGACAACUUGUGGGAGAGCUUCAUCCGCGGCUAUCAAGCCGACCCCCACUUUCGCGACAAGUACGCGAAUUGCUACUCUCCAAAUCCAGUGCCUUCGCAUUAUCGGAUCCAAGAGGGCUACUUGUGCAUUCACGGGCGGUUCUAUUGGCCCGACCUUCUCAAGGACGCCACCCGCUAUUGUGAGUCGUGCGAAGUCUGUCGGCGUUGCAAGGCACGCAACCAUCGUCCGUUCGGCGAGCUACACCCAUUUCCAGUGCCCCUUGGGCGACGGGAAGCAAUUGCUAUGGAUAUCACCGGCCCCUUCCCGAAGCACAAGACCGGCGUUGAUGGGAUCCUCACGGUCGUCGACCGCCUCACCAAGUACRCCAUGUUUUUGCCUUGCCGCUAUCACGCAAAGGCACCGGAGUUAGCCGAGGUCUUAUACACCGGUUGGAUUCGCUCCAAGGGCUACCCCAAGGAGAUUGUUUGCGACCGAGACACCCGCUUUCUCUCUGACUUUUGGGUCGCCCUCGUCAAGCGAUGGGGCUCAUCCUUGAAGCCGAGUUCGGCUCGCCACCCACAAACCGAUGGUCAAACGGAAAGGGCGCAUCAGACCGCUCAAGUCCUUCUCCGCACUCUCAUCCGUCCCGACCAGGUUGAUUGGGUUGAACGCUUGCCAGACGUUGAGUUGGCUUACAACUCAUCGAUCCACCCGGCUAUCGGGAUGUCGUCGUUCGAGUUUGAGCAUGGUUCACCCAUCUCAUCGCCGCUGGACGCUACUUUGUCGCGCACAGCCGAGAGCGACGACCAUCUUGCGUUCCUUCGUCGCAUGCAAGAGCUUCUUGUCAAGGCACGAGAUCAGAUGUCRAAGACGCAAAUACGGAUGAGCCGUCAAGCCAACCGCAAUYGCCUUCCUUGCCCGUUCCGCGCCGRCGAUCUGGUUUGGGUCUCCGCAGCGGAGUUCAGCCUUGAGCAAGACAUCUCUCGCAAGCUCCUUCCCAAGUGGAUGGGGCCUUGGCGCAUUCUCUCUGCAGCUGGUGAUGAUCCCGAGGGGCCCUCAUUCCGCAUCGCGGUGCCACCUCACUUGCCCGUCCACACGGUGUUCCACUGUUCCAAACUCGCUCCUUUUGUUUCAGCGGAGUUCGACGAGUUUCCCGGUCAGAGGCCGGCUACAUCAUCACCAACCGGCGCCAUGGCAACAAAGAAACAGAGUUUCUACUUCACUUUUCCUACUGCAGCCACAAGGCUGACCGUUGGCUGACGC